AUGGAUCGCCCAUCGAAGAAACCGCCGACCCCUAGCCCUCGCGCCCUCUCGGUAGGAAGAUGCUAUAUACAAACGGCGACGGAUAGGUUUGGGAAUGAAGCCAAGGGCGCAAUCCGGGAUCGAGAGCGGGCUUCGCUGGGGAUGGAGUUAGAGGGCCUUGAAUCGCCAUUUGCUUGGCCAUUUACCGCGCAAGAUUUCCUUCCGGGUCUUGCGGACGAUGGGCUCCACCCCAGGGACUCGAUAUAUCGGCUCGUCCCAAGCAUGCAGAACUAUCGAAACAAUUUGACGGCCUUAUCGCAAGUUCACAAUCUCUACUUUGUCGCAUAUGAAGGUCACAUAUUCGCCUACUCUCCUCGAAGCAUUCCGAAGCAAACGAUCCCCCGACACCCUGACCUCCAAAUUUACCCCAAGCCAAGUAAAGAGGCCCUUUCUAUCGGGGGCUAUAUCGAUACUGAUACUGGGCAUGUCAUCAAUCACAUUAUUACGGGCCAUCUCGGGAGAGAAGAGAUUCUAGUCGCUUGCUACGAUGAUGGAGAUGUGGUUGCGUACUAUGUCAAGGAGAUUGCAGAUUCGAUUUCCAGAACCAAGAGGAGCGCUGGGAAAACGCACGCCAAUCGUCAGCCGAGACGCUUUUUUCAUGAGAAUGUCGGCCAUACGGCUUGGGGCCUAGCCAUCCAUCGCAAGUCUCGCCUUAUCGCUGUGAGCACGAAUCGCUACGAGGUGACGGUUUUUGCUUUUGCCCUCACCACAUGCCAGAAGAAAUCAAGAAGAAUACGAGAAUUCUGCGAUUGCUGCCAGAGCAGCGGCAACACCCAAUCGAGUAUUCCUAGGAGGGCACGGAACUGGAGGAUUGUGGUGGUUUUCGGGGAUAAGGCCUCCAACAUCCCCAACAUCUGUUUCACCGAUAGCGAGGACGGCCAGGCCGAGAGGAUAUGCGCAAUAGACAUCAACGGGGUCGUCUGGAUAGCAGAUAUAUGGAGGAUGUUCCAGCCUGUAGUCCAGAUCCCGCCAUCUAAACAUCUUAUACUACAGAGCGAAGAAUUCUGGCCAGCGCCAUCACGGGGAUGGGGUGUACUGGCUCUUCCUGAAGAAGCCUUUGUGCCGGUCAGCACUCUCGAGGAGAUGCUUGGGUUACCCGAGGAGGCGCUCGGCAUCUUCCAGCCGGGAUCGGGAUGCUCGCAGCCGAUGGUGAAUGUGGCAGAAUGCCUCGCCGCCAUUCCGGACAACCCAUGCCCCCCUCCCAUGCUUGGACUCAGGGCGGGCGAUGCCAUUGCUCUCGAUGCCACGGACGAGCACAGCGACGAAAGCGAGGCCGAGCCAGACGAGCCAGAAAAUGACAGCGACGAGCCAGAUGAAUUAGAAGAGGAGGAUAGCGACGAGAUGGGCCAGGAGUCCGAAGAAGAGGAGGAGGAGGAGGAGGAAGGAGGAGGAGGAGAUGCCCAGCAAGAUGCACAGCAAGAUAUCGCCGCUCAGGGGGUCCCUGAAAUUAUUGCCGCAGACCAUGGCGGCAGCGCAGUGCUCUUUCCACCUCCGCCGGCAGGACUGCCAUUCCAUCAAGCACUACACGACCUAGACGAAGCGCUCGGACAGCUUGCUUACGCUGUACAGGAAUUCCAAGAAGCCAUCUCUUCCCCGGACACUCCUGAACCGGCAUUGACCCAAGCACAGGAUUCACCUCAGGAUCAAGACACUGUCAUGUCAGUGGAUGAAAGGCGAAAGAGUUCUGAUGUCACGAUUUUAAGACAACGCAGCCAUAACCGACUCAAUACACCACCUAUUCGACUCGACAUGGCAUUUUUUCCACACAGCGGGAAGAUUCAAGCCAUUCCUAGGCACCCAACGCAGCUUCUCGAGUUUCUAAGGAGGCAGCCCGAGUACAAUGACAACAAGGCGCCAACAGGGGAAGACCGCCUCAAAAGUUUUACCAAGCGAUAUCAUUUUAUUCGAGCAUUAGAAAAGGACCUGGAGCUAAGGAGUCUUCGGGAAGAGCAUGACGCAAGCUCGAAAGAGAUUGGGGUUUUGUGUCCUGACGCCGUCACGUUCAGCUUGUUUCAGGAACGGAGUAUCAGACCAUAUUUCCGCGCAACCAGCCGCCUGAGCAUGAUCUUCCACGUCCCCGAACUCUCUCUCGUUGUAAUAGGAUCGCCAACUGGACGGGUUCUUUGUGUGACUCCGACGAAACUCAGGUCUCCUGUUGCGUCGAAGACAUCGGGGAUGUGGCAUCACGGGCUCCGGGUAGAAUGCAUUCUACCUCGAUCAUCAGAAGAAGGGGCAUGCCGACCAGUGUUGCGGCCAUUGCACGGGAUAGCGGUUGGGCCAGUGCAGGAUGACGGCCGUAUGUAUGGCGACAGAACGAGCCGGGCAACGGCACCAAAGCGGUAUAGACUCAUGCUGCAUUAUCGAAAUCACGAUAUCCUUGCGUACGAAGUGACGAGGAGGGAACAAACAGGGAGACUUUGCAUCUUUUGA
This is a messenger RNA of Trichoderma aggressivum f. europaeum, 2469 nucleotides long. RefSeq lists its product as uncharacterized. Lineage: Eukaryota; Fungi; Ascomycota; Sordariomycetes; Hypocreales; Hypocreaceae. The record is from RefSeq and is a predicted model, not a curated record. Bases 1 to 2469 code for a protein of 822 amino acids. The transcript is spliced from 5 exons.